UUCAUGUGUCUCCAACAGAUUCGUCUUGUACCCAGUUCGAGAAUGAAGUGUCUGAUUCUGGUCUUUGCAGUUGCCACCGUCCUGGUUUCCCAGGCGACAGCCGGAAAUGUGAUUAUCGGCGGAACCUGCCGGGAUUGCAGUCCGCCGGUGGCCGAAACCGUGGUGGUCGGUGGCCAAUCCUACAAAGCGGGCAAACCGGGACAGGGAACCGUCUACAUCAAUUCCCCCGACGCCUAUCCAGGAGCUGUGGAUGGCCUAGUCCGCCGACCAGGAGCUGGCCCAUCUCUGCCAGGAGGAGGAGGUGGGGGCAGCCAGUAUCCCGAGGGCUUCAGUGGUCGCGUGUCAGGUGGCACUUACCUCCACAACAAGGACUGUGUCGGUUGCAGCAUCAGCGGGGGCGGGGACUGAAAAUGAAUAAAGUUGUUUAAUUUAGAAACAAUA
Drosophila rhopaloa is the source of this 441-nucleotide messenger RNA. RefSeq names its product bomanin Bicipital 1 (gene BomBc1). The transcript is spliced from 2 exons. Gene Ontology annotation, biological process: defense response. NCBI's taxonomy places the organism in Eukaryota, Metazoa, Arthropoda, Insecta, Diptera, Drosophilidae. The coding region runs from base 4 to 408 and encodes 134 amino acids. The record is from RefSeq and is a predicted model, not a curated record.